AUGGGAAGAGAUGGAGGGUCUGCUGCCAGAGUAAUUCUGAAACAUGUAGACUUUGAGAAAGUGAUAAUAUGUGAUAUUGGUCGAGAGGUUGUUAACGUAUGUUGCGAGCAUCUCACAACAAAUCAUGAGGCCUUUAAUGAUGAGAGGCUUCAAAUUGUCUACAAUCAUGCAGUGGCCAAGCUAGAAAAUUCUGAAGAGAAGUUUGAUAUCAUCUUAGGAGAUCUUUCAGACCCGAAUGAAUCCGGGCCUUCCAACAAUCUCUACACAAGAUCCUUUCAUGAGGAUGUUGCCAAACCUAAACUCAAGGAGAAUGGUCUCUUCGUCUCUCAAGCUUAUGGAAGAGACUUGUAUCUUAACCGAAGAAAAUGUGGAAUUUGUUCGUGGAUCGGGGGAGUUUGCAAUGAUGCCUAA
This is a messenger RNA of Gastrolobium bilobum, 411 nucleotides long. Its product is annotated as thermospermine synthase ACAULIS5-like. Gene Ontology annotation, biological process: polyamine biosynthetic process. Gene Ontology annotation, molecular function: thermospermine synthase activity. The coding region runs from base 1 to 411 and encodes 136 amino acids. The transcript is spliced from 4 exons. NCBI's taxonomy places the organism in Eukaryota, Viridiplantae, Streptophyta, Magnoliopsida, Fabales, Fabaceae. The record is from RefSeq and is a predicted model, not a curated record.